AUGCUCCAGCAGUUUGUAAGUAUCUCGGAUAUAUCUGUACCAUAUUCUAGCCGAGUACGUGACAGACAGCGAGCCAUAUUGCUGAGCUCGGUGGGCAGCAAGACGUACAGUCUGAUGAGGAACUUAUUGAGUCCUGAUAAACUGGGGGAUAAAUCGUUCACGGAGUUGACGAGCUUGCUUCAGUCACAUUAUAACCCGAAGCCGAGUGCAAUAGUCCAAAGGUUCAAGUUAAAUUCAAGGACUAGAAUGGCCAAUGAAACGGUAACGGAGUAUGUCGCAGUGCUGAGGGAACUGGCACAACACUGUAAUUAUGGGGACAGACUGACAGAAAUGCUACGAGAUAGGCUCGUAUGUGGCAUUGCAGAUGACCGCAUACAACGCAGGUUGUUAGCAGAGCCUGAGUUGUCGUUUGAAAAGGCCUUGAAGUUGGCACAGGCCAUAGAGACGGCGAAUAAAGACAUUUGUGAUUUACAGCCAAGAGCCAUCGAAGGGGUGGGGAGCAGGGGUGCUACCCCACUGCCAGUGCAUAAAGUGGUCGGGGAGCAUAAAUCACCAGGGAAGUCUGGUCAGUAUGCCUGUUACAGGUGUGGCGGAGAACAUCUGGCAAGGAACUGUUGUUUCUUAAAUGAAAAAUGUCAUGCUUGCGGGAAAAAGGGCCAUGUGAAGAAAAUGUUCAUGGUGGUAGCAGGUAAUGGACCAAACCUGUUAGGCCGGGCGUGGCUCAAGGAGCUGGAAAUGGGUUGUCUAUGGCUCCAUAAAGUAGAACAGCAGGGGCUGGCCUUGCAAGAUGUGCUGGAGAACAACGAAGAAGUGAUCAAAGAGGAACUGGGGACCUGGAGGGGUCCACCAGCAAAGAUACAUGUUAAAGAAAAUGCAACGCCAAGAUUUUACAAACCUCGACCCGUACCACAUGCAAUGAAGAAGAAAGUGGAGACUGAGUUGGAGCGACUCACCAAGCAAGGUAUAAUUGAACCAGUGAAGUUUUCAGAAUGGGCGGCACCCAUUGUUCCAGUAUUAAAGCCAGAUAAUACGGUACGCAUAUGUGGUGACUACAAGCUAACAGUGAACCAAGUUUCAAAACUGGAGCAGUAUCCAUUACCCAAGGUGGAGGAUGUAUUUGAAAAGCUGUCGGGAGGUGAAAAGUUUAGUAAACUGGACCUCAGUCAGGCAUAUCAGCAAGUAGUUCUGGAAGAAGGGUCAAAGGCAUAUGUCACCCUUAACACACACAAAGGGCUGUUCCAAGUCAAUCGUUUACCCUUUGGUGUUUCCUCUAGUCCAGCUAUUUUCCAGAGAAUAAUGGAGGGACUGGUGGCAGGAAUUCCGAAGGUGGCUGUGUAUCUGGACGACAUCCUGUUGACGGGGAGGAAUAAUGGCGAGCAUCUGAAGACUUUGAACGAGGUGCUAAGUCGGCUGCGAGAGGCUGGUUUAAGGGUGAAGAGGAGUAAAUGUGCUUUCAUGGUAAAGGAAGCAGAGUUCCUUUGGUACAAGGUGGAUGCCUCGGGCCUACACCCCCUGCCAGACAAGGUAAAAGCCAUCCAAGAGGCACCUGCACCCACAAAUGUUACAGAGCUGAAGGCUUAUUUAGGCUUACUCAACUAUUAUAACAGGUUCCUACCAAAUCUGUCAACGCUGUUAGCUCCUUUACAUAAACUGUUAAGGAAGGAGACCCUGUGGACGUGGCAGGAGGAACAAGAGAAAGCGUUUGAGCAGUCCAAGGAACUAAUGCAGUCUUCAGAGGUUUUGGUGCACUAUGAUAGUCACAAGGACUUAAUUUUGUCAUGUGAUGCCUCACCUUAUGGGUUAGGGGCAGUGUUGGCACACCGUAUGCCAGAUGGACAAGAAAGACCCAUUGGGUUCAUGUCACGAACCUUGACACCAGCACAGUCAAACUAUUCCCAGCUAGACAAAGAGGGUUUGGCUGUAAUGUUUGGAAUUAAGAGGUUCCACAAAUACCUCUAUGGCAGGAAGUUUACGGUGUGCACCGAUCAUAAGCCUUUGUUGUCACUGUUCAACGAAAUGAAGGCCGUGCCUCAGAUGGUUUCCCCCCGAAUUCAGAGAUGGGCUGUAACAUUGAGAGCUUAUGAAUAUGAGAUUGUUUAUAAGCCCGGAAAACACCAUAGCAAUGCGGACGCGCUGAGCCGUCUGCCGCUACCGGGGCCUCCCCAGUGAGAGGAAAGGGAGGACCGGGUGUUGAUGAUGGAGGACAUCACGUUGGUGUCCGCGAAGGAAAUGAGCAAAUGGACACGAAAAGACCCGGUGUUGGCUCGAGUGUUUCAGUGGGUCCAGCAAGGCUGGACAACACAACAACCUGAUCCAGUUUUCCGGCCUUAUGAAGUGAGGAAAACAGAGCUGAGUGUGCAAGAUGGAUGCGUGUUGUGGGGGGCACGAGUGAUAAUUCCGCCCCCUGGAAGACGUGCACUUUUACAACAGCUGCACCAGGGUCAUGUGGGCAUCACCCGAAUGAAGGCCUUAGCACAAAGUUAUUUUUGGUGGCCAAAGUUGGACCACGACAUUGAAGUAGCUGUGAAAGAGUGUAAAACCUGUCAGCAGCAUCGCAACUUACCUGUGGCGGCACCACUACACCCAUGGGAGUGGCCGAGUAGACCUUGGCAGAGACUUCAUAUAGACUAUGCCGGGCCUUUUAUGGGGGCAAUGUUUUUGAUAAUAAUGGAUGCUCAUUCUAAAUGGAUGGAUGCCUACCCAGUCAAAACACCCACUUCCACCACUACCAUUGAAUGCCUGAGAAAGAGUUUCAGCAGCCAGGGAUUACCCGAGACUAUUGUAUCAGAUAAUGCUUCAUGUUUCAUGAGUGAAGAGUUCAAGGGUUUCCUGGAAAAAAAUGGCAUUGUACACGUUACAUCAGCACCGUACCAUGCGGCUUCAAAUGGCUGUGCUGAAAGGGCUGUCCAGACCUUUAAAGCGAUGAUGAAAAAGGCUGGAGAUGGAAGUAUGGCAGCCAAAGUAUCAAGGGUGUUAUUCAACUACCGUAUUACACCCCAGUCUACCACGGGAUUGUCCCCUGCCGAGAUGUUGCAAGGACGGAGAUUAAGAUCCACGUUGGAUCUGGUGCAUCCAAACAUCCGAGCUAAGGUAGAGAGGAUACAGGGGAGGCAAAAAGAACAUCAUGAUCGACGACGAAGAGAGAGAAGUUUCCUGGAGGGAGAUGCAGUGAUGACGCGAAACUUCAGUUAUGGACCUAAAUGGAUUCCAGGGUUUAUUGUCAAGAGCACGGGUCCCCUGUCGUACCAGGUGAGGUUGAAUGGAGGUUUACUGGUGAGGAGACAUGUGGACCAGAUUCUGCGGAGUGUGCAGGAGAAGGACUCCAUGGAACUGCAAGCCCCGGAAAUGCCGUUAAUUCCGGGAGAAGGGCUCGCAGCGGCAGGAGGAUCUCCGAUCGUGGGGGACGAGGGAGACCACCGGGAUUCGGAAGGAGGGGUUCCCAAGGACCCAACUGUUCCAGGGAUGGACACACCGGUACCAGAGAUGGUAACUGUGACACCAGAGUCACCUAGGGUGGUACCAUUGCACCGUUCUAAGCGGGCACUGGUUAAACCUAGUUACUUGAAGGACUAUCAAUGUUAUAAUUGCAUGUCUAGUUUAAAAGAGCAACCUAACUCGAUUGUGGGGUAA
This is a messenger RNA of Protopterus annectens (West African lungfish), 3630 nucleotides long. RefSeq lists its product as uncharacterized. Gene Ontology annotation, molecular function: nucleic acid binding. The transcript is spliced from 3 exons. Lineage: Eukaryota; Metazoa; Chordata; Ceratodontiformes; Protopteridae. Gene Ontology annotation, biological process: DNA integration. The record is from RefSeq and is a predicted model, not a curated record.